Daphnia pulicaria is the source of this 1665-nucleotide messenger RNA. Its product is annotated as prostatic acid phosphatase-like. NCBI's taxonomy places the organism in Eukaryota, Metazoa, Arthropoda, Branchiopoda, Diplostraca, Daphniidae. Bases 275 to 1534 code for a protein of 419 amino acids. Gene Ontology annotation, molecular function: phosphatase activity. Gene Ontology annotation, biological process: dephosphorylation. The transcript is spliced from 9 exons. The record is from RefSeq and is a predicted model, not a curated record.
UCGUCUCCAAAAAUCACAUCAAGAUCAGAUUACUAACAAAGAAAUGCUAAUGCGCCAAUCGGCACUUUUUGCCUUUCUCUUUCAAAGUUGAUCGACCCCCACACAUCAAUUCACUUUAUCUAACGUCGUGGGCUGAGUAAGAGUGAGCCGUUUUUCCUCCGCUGCUAAACCCCAUCGACCACAGGUCCACUGCAACUCCUUCACCUUCCUUUGACACUACCGAUUUUACCUCGAAAUAUUUUCCUAUUUUCGCACUUUGUCGUAAAUUUAUAACAUGGACUGGUCCACGUUGGCACUGAGUUUCGUCCUGUUUCUAUGUGUAUCAGGGGAAACAGAGUAUUUAGGAAAAUCAAACAACACUCUCAGACUUGUGCACAUGUUGUAUCGUCAUGGUGAUAGGACUCCAGUGCGACCAUAUCCCUUGGACCCCUACCUCAACCUAACUCAUUGGCCUGUAUCGUGGGUCCAGCUGACCAAAGAAGGCAAAGAGAGGCAUUUUAAACUGGGACAGUUGAACUGGGAACGCUAUGGAGAUUUCCUCUCAGAAACUUACAACCCUGAUGAAAUUUACGUCAGAUCCACUGAUGUCGACAGGACCUUGAUGAGUGCAGAGUGUCAUCUGGCAGGACUCUUCCAGCCCAAUGACAAUCAGACUUGGCAUCCAGAUCUAGCCUGGCAGCCCAUUCCAGUCCACACUAUUGCAAAAGAGCAGGAUCUGCUGCUGGUAUUGGAAUCGGAGUGCCCUCGUUAUGACGAGCUCCUCGCCCAGUUCAACUCUUCACCAGACGUUCGCAAACGCAUGGACAGCAACAAGGAAAUGCUGGAUUAUUUGGCUGCCAAGAGUGGCUUGAAUAUGACAGAGAUUGAUGACAUUGAAUACCUUUACGACACGCUCUUUAUCGAAGAUCGUUUCAACAAGACGCUGCCCGAAUGGACUAGAAAGUACUUUCCCAGUCCAAUGAAGGAAUUUUCCGACUUUAGUUUCGAGAUGAAAGCUUAUCACACGGCCAUUUUCCACGUCAUUUUCCUGUUGAGUUGGUUGAACAUCUGGGCGCUUACGCCCAGUCGAAAACUGACCCCACCCAAUAGGAAGCUGUUCAUGUAUUCGGCUCAUGACGUCACUGUGGCCACUUUUCUUUCUGCCGUCAACAUCUUUAACGGCAUCCAGCCACCGUACGCGUCCAUGGUCCUGGUGGAGCUGCACGAACUCAAACCCAACGACUUUUCCGUCAAGAUUUUGUACAAGAACGUGUCGGAUGAUGGGCGGAAUCCCGAGGUUCUUUCGCUGCCCGGCUGCACGCGAUUCUGUCCCCUUGACAAGUUUUUCCAGCUCGUCCAAAAUGCGACGAGCGACGACAUCAAAGUCGAGUGCAAAUUGGUGAAGCCUGAUGCCUCCACCUUUGACACCAUGCUAGUCAUUAGCCUGUUGGCUUCAUUGAGCUGCCUGUCGCUGGUCGCCUUGUUGGUGAUUGGCGCCCUGUGGCACCGCAAAGUCACUGGUCUAUCAACUCUACUUCCAAGAAAAAUGAAUUAAGAAAACCAACAGAAAACACGGUCCUAGGCGUUUGAAGGCUGGUUCCAUUCCAACACUGCGCCGAGCACGUAAGCAACAUGUGUAUAAUAAAUUGCAGGAAACUAAUAAGUUGUCUUUUACAUUCCAGCUGA